CAUAAUUGGCCUUUGGGCAGGAGGGGAGUAUAGUGAGGCGGAUUUCUACACAAUUAGGCCAUAAUCACUGGUGAAUGUGGCACACGUGGCUACAGUGAGGAUUUUUGCUACAUACUGGGCAAAUGAAGACUUACUAGCAUGGAGUUGAACUGACAACUAUCGGCAAAUGUCAGUCUCAGAACAAGCAAAAGUCUUACUCCACCAUGUAAAGCCAAAGGAUCUUGCCUCCCAGUGUUGCAGCAGGUGUCUGAAGUCCGGAUGCUGAUUCUCUUCUAAAGUUAGUGCGCACAUUUUUUUUAAAGAAACUUUUUGGUGUACAAGCCAGAGUCGCACUAAUAAGACCUACCAACUCGACUAAGAAGACAAGAAAUUAUUGAAAGUUGGGCGAAUUUUGUUGACAUGUUGACUUUUGAAGGCGCCUAAUCACUGUCGUGCAAUUCUGUUCAUGUGAAGAUUUCGGCACCGCUGCUUUGAAGUCUCUAGGUUCUGCUUAAAAGCCAUCCAUCGUAAAAGUUAUUUGACCUGUGUAUAUUUGUACUUCUGCUGUCAACAUAAAACACAGCUGAUAACAGAGACAAUCAAUGGGAAUUUAAGUGUAUUAAUGGAGACACACAGGAAAUUAAAAACCCAGACACCAUGAACACAUGGCCAAACGACCGUCCUGUCGCGACAAGCAGUGUCAUAAAAAUGGUCGAGCUGGUGUCGAGGGCCCUAUAGCUACCGAGAUACGGGUGUCUCGAAGCUGUGUCUUGACUACAUACACUAAACCUGGAGUAUCCUCCGGAGAAAAUCAAAGAAUGCGUAAAGCAUCUCCUUCCACAAGUAAAGACUGGUCUAGGAAUGGAAGGUGUGCACUUAGUGGGACUACAAAAAUACCUACAAAAGAAAACACCGAGAAAACCCCAGUUUCAGGGAAGACACUUUGUACACCCCACAUUAGAAACAAAACACAAUGCUUGGGAAAGGAAAACCAGGAACAUCCUAACAACCACGUGCGUCUUAACCUCGACACAUCUAGAUGCAAACCAGGUCUCAAGUCAUCGCCUUCUUCACAACUUGGGAAAAACAAAUCGACGAAACCAUUUCCAGUCACAGAGAAGCUCCAGCACCAGAGAGAACAUGAAUCAAUGGUAAAUAGUAAACGUGUCGAUGGAAGGGCUGAAAGAACAAAAACAAAGAAGGAAGGUGCAACUGGACCAUCCUCUCGGAGUUUAGCGAAACAUAUCGAGGGCGAUGUCGGUACUUCCGGGAUACGCUGUCAAAUGUUACAUUGUAGACUGUGCAGGUCCAGUCUCACGGCACGCGAACCCUCCCGAAAAAUCGAAUGCAAGUCCAGGGAUACAGAGAUACAGAAACAGAGUGAUCUGCAGAGCCGAAACACGCCCUCGCCAAGGGAUCUCAUUGGACAACAGCACGUUCAGUCACGUGUUUGCUUAUUGUCUAGAGGUCAGAACGGUGGAAUUGGGACCCCGGAGAACACUAACUUGAGAUUAAACAGAAGAAACCCAGAGAAACAUCCCGCGUUAACAGCCCCAAUUGCCUGUCUACCCGGAAAAGACGCUCGCCCUUUGAACGCAUGCUCAGCACCUCUGACCAAAGGUCGCCUGAAGUAUGCUCACGUGACUGACAAAGGCAGCCGUACGUUUCUUUUUAAUUCCAGGCAUGACUGGCAUACCAAUUUAAAUAAUGUAGGAGCUCCAGAAAUAAAUGUAGACAGAGUUUGUGGAGGUGUCCCCGACACUGCCAGCAGCACCUCCUUCCAAACUGCGGCCAUCUUCCUGCCGAGUUGUUUCAGCACUGACGUCGAUCGAUGGCGAGAGGACCGGGCGAGUUCGCGAGCUGCGGCCGAGGGUGCUGGGCAGCUCAUUCGGCGGCCAGCCAGCGCCGCUACCGGUCUGCGGCACCAGUCGCUCAAUGUCGACACGACUGAAGCUGCUUCAGCCGGACCGUUUGCCCUUGCAUCCACAACAGGGGUCGUCAGCUAGCUCAUCGUCAUCACCGUCGCUGCCGUUAUCCACCGUUUGCCAAGAGAUCGAGACUGGUGGUGGAGGCAAAAAGUCUCGGCUGCCGGAAAGAUUUUCUGCUGAUCAUGACGGGGACCUUUGCUAUCAAGUGCACCGCCGCCUGAACCCACCCAGGACUCCCAGCACAAACGGUCGAUCGAAACUUUGCAAAGUUUCUUCUCUAGCAAAAAAGGAGGAAUUUCCCACCGCUGGUCAGCGUGACAAAAGCGCUGUUUCGAGCGAAGGCAUUACAUCGCAGAUUUCGACCGGAAGUCCAGGAAACCUUUCAUUUCUGUCACUGCCUUUUCCGUCUUCCAUCUCAACAAAGUCUGAGGCAUCACCGCAUCGAAACACAAGCAGACACCCAUCUUCUUCUCGUUCUUCUUACUUAACACAAGAUACGCGGGCAAGAUGGAGGCUUACAUCUAACAUUAAGAAGGGCAGCCCUUCAUUAGUGUCUAGGAGCAUUUCUCGCGAGAACGCGCGCCGGUCUUCACCGCUUUUACCCGAAUCUUCGGGACCUAGACCCAAGAUUAACCAAGGAAUCGCCGGCAUUAAAAAGGAUACUGAUUUGGAGAAUCACUUAUUAAAUUUGAGCUGCACCAAACCUGCAGAACAUAAAGCAAGUUCAGCAGAGCACCAGUUCUGUAGUGAUGGCGUGGUUGGUAAGAAAGCUCGUGAGAGCUCAGUUUGUCAGAGCAUAAAAACUGGAGCGGAACUGUGUGAAACAGAGAUUUCUUCUUCACGAGGUGCAACUGUCAAUGUCCAGACCCUAACUGAUUUCGUUUCGGUUGAACUAAAUCUUAAAGAAGAAGAGAAUUCAAAAGACUUCAGCGCUAGAGGAGAAAAAGUGAUUGAGCUUGAAGGUAACGACAAAAACAUUUUGAAGAAAUACGUUAAAUGUGGAUUGUCUGAUUGUUCUUUGAUCGCUGUAGAAAAAGGGCUAGUACGACAUGGAGGACAGAAAGUGACAGAUUCCAAGAGGUCUUGUCGAAUAGACAGGUCUGUGCAAGAACUUAAAGCCAUCGUUUCACCUCGAGUGGCUGCAGUCACUGUGAAGCCUGCUUUGAACACUACUACUUCUCCUUCUGUAAAGACGUAUAGACAGAUUGCCCGGCACCGUCCCAAGCAAGUAAAGACUGUUGAGACAGAAAAUGCCAUUGGUCAGCCACUCAAAUCGGAUGUCAGUCAGUUGCCGACAUCCUGGAGACAUGCGCCUAGUCAGCAUCGGCUGGCAGAAGCAGAAACGUCUAUCAUAACCGGAGUCGAUAUUCGGGGGCCGAGUGCUGAGGAUGAUCACAGCUCAAAAUCUGAGAAGCGCGCAACGCACCGAUCAGAGUCGGAUGCACCCGGUGUCGACGGUCAUAACAGCUGUCUCCGUUACGAAAGUCGACACGAAAUUCCGCACACUAAAGGGAUCCCACGCUCAAAAGCCUAUAAACCAAGCAAAAGGAACGAAUAUCGUGAGAACACUGAGCUCGAUUUGUCGCCCUCGGCUAGCUCUCGCGCCAAGAUACUGCUGCGCUCUCCUGUCGCCGGCUCUUGUCUGGGUCACAGCGACCUGCUUAACGAAGGUGCAGUCACAUGCAACGCUGCGGCUGAUCAUCAGCGAGGUGGCAGCGGUCGCCGCUGGGUCAUGAGUGCAGAAGGUAAGGGAUCGCCUUCCAGUCAGAACAAGAGACAGUUGCUCCGACGGUCAUCACCUGGUAAAACAGACAAGGAUGGGAAUGGCAACGAGUUCUUUUCUCGUCAAAGUGCAGCCAACGGUACACACGACGCAGCACGACAGAAGGAUCGCUCCUUUGUACCUCGUGUUAGGAAGGUGAACCGUACAAAUCAGAUUACUCCAGCCGGAAGUUCCAGCUAUUGUCUGAGUCAGAGCAGAGGAGCAGCGAGAACCUCAAACACUUCGGUUACCAAGGUUAAGGUCAUAGAUAAGACAAGCCAGCAGGUUAAAGAAAACGAAAGUAGAGCUGCUCCACUGACGGCUAUAGCAUUGACUGCCAAAUGUCAUCAACAGUCUCAGACUCCAGAAGCAAGGGCUUCUGCAAGCUCUUUGGAGACCUGGUCGAGGUUGAAGUGUUACAACAGGGGAGAGAAUAACUUGGUGAGCAUUAGCACUGAAGAUAACAUCACACAUGCCCAGCACCUGUCGGAAACGUCGCACGAACAGGAAGUGAGUGAUUCGUCUGCAGGGGACCCAGCGAUAACACACAGGUGUGUCGAUGGCGACGCUCAGAGUGUUAGUGUCAGUAUCAGCAUGACGAAACCCUCUGAUGUAGGUCAAGUUUACAAUCUGCUGUCCCAAAAACCGAAAAUCAUAGCUGCUUCUUGUAUAGACACCUCUACUGACCAUAUCAAGCUUAACUCUGGAUUUGAGACCACAGAGUUUGUUAGAAGGAAGACUCAGCAGAAACUGAACGCAGAAGCUAGAAACGACCUGCAGACCACUUUAGCACCUGAGCUGAGUGUCGACAGGUGCUCCUUGUCUUUGAGUAGUGAACUAACCCAGGCAAAGGAGACUGAUAAGGUCAGCGCUGUUUUACAAAGCAAUAACACCGACCAUAUUGACACGAAUCGCACAUAUAUCAACACUCGUGGAGCUACUGUACUCUCAAGUUUCGAAGGUGGGAGUGCAGGACUGCAAACACACACGUGUUACAGUCCUGCUGAAAGUUUUUCACGCGAGAGAAAUUUGUCCGCAACGAACGGUAGAAGUGCUGGGGUGAGAACAGUUUAUUCACACAGCGCAUGUUGUUGUCGAUGCUGGCCAUUUACUGCCACAUAGUUUGUCAUCAGAUAAAUU
This is a messenger RNA of Pomacea canaliculata, 4809 nucleotides long. RefSeq lists its product as uncharacterized. The record is from RefSeq and is a predicted model, not a curated record. The transcript is spliced from 3 exons. Bases 1915 to 4791 code for a protein of 958 amino acids. NCBI's taxonomy places the organism in Eukaryota, Metazoa, Mollusca, Gastropoda, Architaenioglossa, Ampullariidae.